GUCACUGAACGUAAAUGAUAUUUAAAGAGUGGCGAUAUACUCAGAGGCGUAUCAGUUUGAUUGUCACUCGAAAUAUGGAUCGUUGGGUGAAUAAAGUUGCUGUUGUAACGGGUGCGAGUUCAGGAAUCGGUGCAGCAAUUGCGGAAGCCUUUCUAAAAGAAGGUCUCAUCGUCGUUGGCGUUGCCAGAAGGUUAGAGAACCUGGAAGCGUUAUCGGUAAGCAAUCAGGAAGCAAAAGGGAAGUUCUAUGCGAGGCAGUGUGACAUAACCAAUACCGAGGAACUUCUCAAGACUUUAAAGUGGGUCGAUAACGAAUUAGGAGGCAUUGAUAUCCUUGUCAACAACGCCGCCAUAUGGAGCGUCAAACGUGUUAUAGAUGGCAACGUUGAAGAGUUCCGGAAGCUACUCGACCUCAACGUCUUGGCAACUGCAGUUUGCGUUCGGGAAGCCGUGGAUUCCAUGCAGAGGCGUAACGUCGCCGGUCACAUCAUCAAUAUAAACAGCAUGGACGGACACUGGCUUCCUUUUAUGGGAAAUGCGAGUCUGUAUCCAGCGACUAAAUUCGCGAUCACGAUAAUGACCGAGACGGUGAGACGAGAGCUCGCAGUUGCGAAUAGCAGGAUAAAAAUCACGAGCGUCAGUCCAGGAUUCGUGAAGACGGACAUCAUGCGGGCAUCUGGGGUCCCCAACCCCGAACAUUUUUUAGACAAUAUUCCUCAUCUUCAGCCAAAAAGUAUAGCUGAUGGUGUUCUCUACGUUUUGGGUACACCAGAGGAUGUUCAGGUGACGGAAUUGUCGAUACGUCCAGUUGGUGAAAAUGCAUAAGAAGUGCAACCAAGAUGCAGACGGAUACAUACACACAUUCUCUGAAAGCUCUCGGCAUCGCUGUUCAACAAUAAGUGUGGUCCUUUCACAAUUUAAAUAAUGUGAGAUUGUAAUCAAUGUGUAUCUACCUAUGUACGUGGGUGAUCAUAGGAUCCCCAGGUAGUUAGGAUUAGUUCUGCGGAGUUUUACUUCGUUUCAUUGAUCACAUGAUGCAUGUGACCUUAAAAAAUAAUAUUCCACAUGU
Messenger RNA from Neodiprion virginianus, 1068 nucleotides. RefSeq names its product farnesol dehydrogenase-like. The record is from RefSeq and is a predicted model, not a curated record. Lineage: Eukaryota; Metazoa; Arthropoda; Insecta; Hymenoptera; Diprionidae. Gene Ontology annotation, molecular function: oxidoreductase activity. The transcript has 5 exons. Bases 15 to 824 code for a protein of 269 amino acids.